This is a messenger RNA of Cherax quadricarinatus, 2046 nucleotides long. Lineage: Eukaryota; Metazoa; Arthropoda; Malacostraca; Decapoda; Parastacidae. The record is from RefSeq and is a predicted model, not a curated record.
AUGCCGUCAGUUAGGAGUCCCGGUCUAGAGCUGGGCCCAGCGGGCAGUGACUCCUUAAAACGUCUACAGGUGAAGGUAUAUGGACUGCAGGAUGACAUGUGGACACCCCCCAGCACUGAGGUCUUCCUUCGCUAUAACCUCUCUCUCAAGGAUUCCGAGGAAGUGAGUGUGUGUUACCACCUGAGAGACACCAGCUUCUCUCAGCUGGAGCCACACGUCUCCCUGGCCGUCAGCGACAUCGUAGCUAACGCCCUUUUCAUCUAUCGAAAAGGCGAAGUGUUUGAUAUCUAUUACAAUGAAUUCCUCCAGCAAGGGUUUCCGAAUUUCAAGACAGCCCUGUUGCUCCAUCAGUGGAUUCAUUAUUGUCACAUCUUCACUUUGGGACAUUACCGAGCCUUCGUUGAUGGCGUUGAGUUCAUACAAGGGCCACUGAGAACGGAGGAAGUAUUGCUUCCCCUCAAUUCUACCCUUAUCCUGGGUCAAGACCAAGACACGUUAGGAGGUGGCUUUGAAAAGCAUCAAGUAUUCCGCGGCCAUAUCGCUCAGGUCAACAUCUGGAACAGGAGUUUGAAUCAAACUGAAGUAGAGGAGAUAGCAAAGUGCAUAAAGCUUGGUAGUGGGAAUGUCUUCUCCUCAGAUACGGAUGAAGUUGAAGUAUUUGGCGCAACUGUCUCGCAAGAAAAGCUCUCCAUAAUAUGCCAGAAAACAAAUGACUUUGUUAUCUUCCCUGAGAAUCGAAAUCACAAAGAAACUUUAUUUUGUGUCAGCGAUCGGCGUCUUAUCCCCUGGGUCGGAUUAACAGAUGAAGACGAGGAAGGAGUAUGGCGGAAGAUUUCUAACAAUGAAACAGUUAAAGAGGUACAGUUUAAUCAUAGACAGCCCAACGGAAACACGACUGAGAAUUGUGCCUAUAUGAACCGAGAUAAUGGACUUCUCAAUGAUGCAAAGUGUUCAUUAGACUACGAGACCUGCGUACCAUGCAUCAAGAACUUAAACCGCACUCUUCGGUUGAGAGGUUUAUGUCUAAAACGGGAAAGGGAAACCUUUUACGAAAUUCUUGGCUACGUCAAUGGAAAACCAUAUUUUCACGGAUAUUAUGGAUUUAUGAUAUACAUGUCUAAGCCGAAAAUUUGGGUACUUAAAAAUAUCGUAACGAAUGAAAGUUUAGCAACUGUGUCAUUACCAUCUGUAAAAUCAUAUCCACUUGGUAAAUACAGUUGGACAAUUGGUGCAGAGCUUUGUGAUUACCGUGAAAAUACGACGAUCUUCUUGUCUCUCUCUACCUGUGAUAGUUCAGAAUUUACUUAAUAUGGUGAUUGUAUUCCCAAGGAACAGAGGUGUAAUGCUGUAGACAACUGUCCUGAUUUCUCUGACGAAGAAGACUGUUCUCUGGUUAAACUGCCCAACAGUUAUCGGUCGGUAAGUCCUCCAGAUAAUUUAAAUAGCACCAACGCUCUGGAAUUAGAAUCACUUGUCCAGAUCCUACGGUUUCUCAGCAUCAAUGACGUGAAAAGAUUCAUCGAUUUGGAAAUUAAUAUCGUGGUAACUUGGAAAGAUGCAAGGCUCAGGUACCUUAACCUGAAGAAUGCAAUGGAAAUGAAUCGACUUUCUCCUUCAGACGAGAAAAGUAUUUGGAGGCCAGUUAUUAGAUUUUUAAACGUCCAUGAUGGUAAUAUAAGAUUGAUCAAAGAAGAACUUUUCCUCAAAAUGACUAAUUCACCGCUCGAAGUGGAUUUCAACGAUGCAAAUAUGGGUACGCAGGAGAAGGCCGGAGUAUCUGGAAGAGAGGAUGCUGCUUCGUAUAUUGUCAGGAUUGAUUCAGAUCGCCUUACACUAAGCUUGACGACGCUGCUGGUGUUAUAUACACUCUUCAAUAAUACCUCUGAUGCCCUUCCUAGUACUGCCUACGUGAAAAUGAUAGAUGUUUGGUUCUUCUACUGUAUCUUCCUCUUAUUCUCCAUCAUCCUCUUCCACGUGAAGGCACAUCACCUGCCGGAUAACGUCACGCAAGUCAUCAGAGUGACACCAAAAGCAAAGUGGUCAUAA